GGUCCCGGGCUGAGCGGCCUGGACCGCAGUCCCGCCUCCAGCGUCGCCUGCGGUCAGCGCGUGGCACUCCUUUCCAUCCCAGUGAGGGUCCCACCUCUGCGACCCUGCUGGCUCCUCAGGGAGGGUAGAAGCCCGUUCUCCUCCUGGAGCGCGAGUCACAGGCCUUGGAUGGAAGGAGGGUCUCUGCCUCCUAGGCCAGCUCUGGCCCCCAACCACCCAACUCUGAAUUCUCCACCCAGGCUGGAGGAGGACUGGAAAGGCCGGGCUCAGCAGAGAUGACCGAUCCCUUUUGUGUUGGAGGAGGCCGCCGGGUCCCAGGAUCCAGCAGGAGCGGGCCUGGGAAGGAUGGCAGCCGGAACGAGGUCCGACUUCCUGUGCUCCAUGAGCCCCCAAAGCUGGGGCUGCCAGUGGUCCGGGCUGGGCAGACGGUGCCCAGCCAGGCCGCACUCUGCUUUGACCUGGAAAGUCCAGCUGGCGACAGGACGGAAGGGAAGAAAAAGGGGCGUCCAAAAGCCGAGAAUCAGGCACUCCGAGACAUUCCCCUCUCCCUGAUGAACCAAUGGAAAGACGAGUUCAAGGCGCACUCGAGAGUAAAGUGUCCAAAUGCUGGGUGCUGGCUGGAAUUCCCCAGCAUCUACGGGCUUAAGUACCACUACCAGCGGUGCCAAGGGGGUGCCAUCUCAGAAAGGCUGACCUUUCCCUGCCCCUUCUGUGAGGCUGCAUUCACCUCCAAGACCCAGCUGGAGAAGCACCGGAUUUGGAACCAUAUGGACCGACCCCUGCCUGCCCCCAAGCCUGGGCCAGUCAGCCGGCCAGUCACUGUCAGUCGGCCGGUUGGGGUUAGCAAGCCCAUUGGAGUAAGCAAACCUGUCACUAUCAGCAAGCCCAUUGGCAUCAGCAAGCCAGUGACAGUCAGCCGGCCUGUGCCAGUCUCCAAACCAGUGACAGUCAGCCGACCCAUGCCAGUCACCAAACCAGUGACGAUCAGCAGGCCCGUGCCAGUCACUAAAGCUGUCCCGGUCACUAGGCCCAUACCAGUCAACAAACCUAUACCAGUCACCAAAUCUGUACCAAUUGCCAAGCCAGUGACAGUCAACAAACCGGUGCCAGUCACCAAACCAGUGACUAUCAACAAGUCAGUGCCGAUGACAAAGCUUGUAACAGUUACAAAACCUGUGCCAGUUGCGAAGCCAGUGACAGUCAGCAGACCCAUCGUGGUCAGUAAGCCAGUGACGGUCAGCAGGCCCAUUGCCAUCAGCAGACACACGCCACCCUGCAAGGUGGUUCUGCUGACCAAGUCUGAGAACAAAGCUCCUCGGGCUGCAGGGAGGAGCAGCGGUAAGAAAAGGACUGCGGAUGGCCUGGACGCCUGCCCCAUCCCACCCAAGCAUGCGAGGCCAGAGAACGGAGAGUAUGGCCCAGCCACCCCAGAGCAGAGCUCGGCCUUCCAGCUGAGCACAGACCCCAGCAGCAGCCCCCUUUCUCUGGGCAGCAGACCCUCAGGGGGCAAGGAGGUGCCAAGGGCUCCAGGCCCCGGGUCCCCGCCUGAGGAGGGUGCAGAGCGCAUAAAGCACAGAAGGAAACAGAAAACACCCAAGAAGUUUACGGGUGAGCAGCCGUCCAUCUCAGGGACUUUUGGACUCAAAGGGCUGGCCAAGGCAGAAGACAAAGCCCGCAUCCAUAGGGCCAAGAAACAGGAGGGCCCGGGCCCUGAAGACACGCGGAAAAAGGGGCCAGCCCCCACCAGCGCUGUCAACAAGGAGGUGCCAGCUCCUAUGACCCACCAAGCCCCAGGUAGCCCUGAGGAGCAGUGGCAACGGGCCAUCCACGAACGGGGGGAGGCUGUCUGCCCCACCUGCAAUGUGGUCACCCGCAAGACCCUCGUGGGGCUUAAGAAGCACAUGGAAGUGUGUCAGAAGCUGCAGGAUGCACUGAAGUGUCAGCACUGCCGGAAGCAGUUCAAGUCCAAGGCCGGCCUCAACUACCACACCAUGGCUGAGCACAGCACCAAGCCCUCUGAUGCCGAGGCCUCGGAGGGGAACGAGCAGGAGGAGCGGGAGCGGCUGCGGAAGGUGCUGAAGCAGAUGGGCCGGUUGCGCUGCCCCCAAGAGGGCUGCGGGGCCGCCUUCUCUAGUCUCAUGGGCUACCAGUACCAUCAGCGACGCUGUGGAAAGCCGCCCUGCGAAGUGGAAACCCCGUCCUUCCCCUGCACCCACUGUGGCAAGCCCUACCGCUCCAAAGCAGGCCAUGACUACCACGUGCGCUCAGAGCACACAGCCCCGCCCCCUGAGGAGCCCUCUGACAAGGCCCCUGAGGCUGAGGACCCGCUGGGUGUGGAGCGGACUCCCAGCGGCCGUAUCCGCCGCACGUCGGCCCAGGUCGCUGUGUUCCACCUGCAGGAGAUCGCAGAGGACGAGCUGGCCCGAGACUGGACCAAGCGGCGGAUGAAGGAUGACCUGGUGCCCGAGACCGCACGGCUCAACUACACGCGGCCAGGCCUUCCUGUGCUGAACCCCGAGCUGCUGGAGGCAUGGAAGAACGAGGUCAAGGAGAAAGGCCACGUCAACUGCCCCAACGAUUGCUGUGAAGCCAUCUACUCCAGCGUGUCCGGCCUCAAGGCCCACCUGGCCAGCUGCAGCAAGGGGGACCACCUGGUGGGGAAGUACUGCUGUCUGCUGUGUCCCAAGGAAUUCAGCUCCGAGAGCGGCGUCAAGUACCACAUCCUCAAGACCCACGCGGAGAACUGGUUCCGCACUUCGGCAGACCCGCCUCCCAGACACAAGGGCGUGGACUUCCCCGUGCCCAGGAAAGAGAAGAGUCCAGCCGGCGGGAAGAAGCGGGGCCGCAAGCCCAAAGAGCGGCCCUCCGAGGAGCUGGCCCCCGGGACGCCUCCCCGCCAAGACGACUGGCCACCAGCAGGCAGAGACAAGGGGGCCCGGGGCUCCACUGGCCGGAAGGUGGGAGCCGGCAAGGCACCUGAGAAGUGAGCUUGGAGCCUGGCAGGUGGGUGGGGCCCGGCCCCCACACUGGCCCGGCCCCUGUGUCUGGGGUGGGGCACCAGAGCCUCCUGCCCUCCAGGUCUCCACCCCUACCCCGCCUGUUUGUCUGUCCAGCAGCGGUGGGCAGCCCUCUCCUCCCUGAAGGCAGCCCCUUCCCAUGCAGGCUGCCGCAGGAUGCCCUGGUCUGGGGCUCCCAGGAGGACCGGGCAGCUAGGGAGUGCAAUAGUCUGGAGGGACCAUCACGGGCAGUGGGGGAAGGGCUACAGCCUGGGCUUCAGGUGCAGGCACUGCGGAGCAGGCAUAUGGCCUUCUGGCCCUUGGCACAUGAGCUCCAUGCCCCAUCUGCUUUGAGUUCAAGGCUCAGAGGGUCCCUGGGUAGCCCGUUGUUCUGGGCUGAUGAGGAUACCUGAGCGGCCUCGCCUCUUGACCCGACACUGGAACCCCAGCACCCCCAGCUACCUCCCAGGACAGACCCCAAGUCUGACAACUACCGUGCUGACCUGAUGGCCCACCCCACCUGUGCCCCGCUGCCUUCUGGUUCCUGCACUUCUGCGCUCUACCUCUCUAGGCCCACCCUCCCUUGCUGUGCAACCCCUGCUGUGCUCAGGCCCCUGCCCCACUGGCCUGUGUCCAUUGUGAUGGGGGAGGCUGUCUUGCUCCACUGUCUCCAGUAGUGCUCCCUGCUUGAGGCCAGCAGAGGCUCUUCUGCCAUCGCAGAACUGCUGAGCAGGGCUGAGGGGCUGCGUGAAGCGAGCUCUGGCCUCAGCCUCCAGCUUCGCUAAUGCCACUGGCCUAAUCACAUAGCCCAAUGGAUUUAGGGAGGGCCAGUCUGAGUUCCAGGGUCACCUGGGGCCCACAGGCCUGUGGAGUGGGGACCUGGGGCCUGGCUUAAGUAGUGACCACUGUGGGAAGCAGCCUCAGUCUGCUGGCCUGGGUUGACCCACGGCCAAGCUCCCGUGGGAGCCUCCUUCCUCCUUUUUUACCUGCUCUUUCAUUUCUGGUUGUGUGGCCUUUUGAUGUGAGAGCCAAAGGCCAGGGUGGGAACUUGGUCGAGGUCACAUAAGUUGGUGGCAGCGCCAGGGCUCUGUCUUGGCUCCCUUUGGUGCCCUGAGGACAGCGAGGUCUGUAGGUUGGGCCAAGUGGAGUCCAGGGCACUGAGGAUGCAGCCACACCUUCCCGCCGUGGCAUUGCUGGGGCAGGGAGGGUUUCAGAGCUGUAGGCUUGGACGGAGGCUGUUUUCUACUGGGGGGUGGGGGUGGGCUGAGGGCUUGGCCUUGCCGAUCCUGGAUGAUGUGAAUUUUGAUAUUUGCUUGUGUGCGUGUGUCUCCUGGGUGUAGUGGAUGCCAGUCUCGUUGCUGUGACAAGUAACAAACCUUUUUUUUAAUUCUGUUUUUUAUACAAAAACUCACCACAAUCUAACAUUUUGGUGCUAAGGGUUUCCUGGUGCCGACGGUGGAUCUAGGGGCUGGGCUGGGGUCCCUCCCCUGCUCAGGGAGGCAGUGCUAACUGGGCAUGCCUGCCCCCAGGCUCCUGUCCCCAUCUCACCCCUGGAGAGGAGGGUCCAGUGUGGGCUCAGCUCUCCUCACCCUGCACCAGGGAGACGGCUGCCAGGAGGCUUGGGGGCCGAGGCGCUAUACUGCCUGUUUCUAGCUUCUUCACUUGACCCGAGUGCUCUGACCCUGGGCAGUCCUGGCUUGUGUGCUGGGGGGGGAUGUGGAAAUGUGGACCCCCCUACUCACACACACCUGAUCUAAUCGGCAGGUAGAGGCCUGGGCAGGGGCAGGAAAUCCAGCAUUAGAUAUUGAGGCAGGCAGCACAGCUUCAGGCAGGAGGGCUUUCCUUCUUGUAUUCCUGGGUAUCGCUGGUGUAUGGCUGGUGGAGGUAGAGGUGGGUGGGCAGCCACUGGAGGGGCAGCUAUGGGAGGGUGCCGGGGAAUAGGCGCUGGUGGGGCCCCACCUGCACUUUGUCCUUGUCAUCGAUGGCAGGAAGAGGUUGGACCUCAGCACCUCGGCAGGGGAUGGCCGCCUGGCCGGCCUCUCAGGUACUUGGCCCUUGGGGUGUGGGGGCUGGUUUUGGUUGGGGGAUUAGUUUCACUGUCACCCCUGCCGUCCACCUGCGAUCUCUGAUGUGGGAACCUCACCGGAUGUGUGGGAAGAAGUGGGGUCCUGGGUAACUUGAUGUUUAGCACUUUAACCCCCUUCUUUGUCUUUAAGGCGUGGGGACUGCUGGGUGGGGACCCCUUUCUCCUCUUCCCCUCCCCGCUCGUCCAUGCUGGUGGGUGGCAGUGACAAGCUGGUCUGUAGAGCCCUCCUCCCAUGGCAGUGGAGCCCUUGGUGGCUUGGUGGAAUCUGUCCACGUCCUAUUCUGUUGGGAGUGCAGCCUGGUAGUCACCCAGCCUUGAUUGACACCUUCGGUGAGAGGGACCCAGUGGCAGACAACCCCCUCUGUGUGGUGGGCAUGGACCCUGCCUGAGACCCCAGGCCCAGGGCACAAUGCCAGGUCCCUUUCUAAAGAUCUACCUCUGGCCCAGCCCACCUCCCUUGCCCUGAGAACAGGAAAGGGUUGACUCAAGGGACCGAAACUUCACACAAAAUAGGAUGCACUUUUUUUUGCUCAUGCAAGGGCAGAUGAGUGUCCCCUGGUGUGACUGAUAGCCCUCCUGGCUGUAGCCCCCUCCUGUCCCUUUGGUUUGGAAGGGAAAGAAUGGGUGCACCCUGACCCACAGAGGGGAGGGCUGUCCCUGUGUGUUGUCCUCCGUGGGCCCCAGGCAGCUGUCCUGAAGGCCUGGAGUUCUGGAGGAGCCAGCACCUCCUGCCUGUACUUUGGGUUUCUUGGUUUGGGUUUUUUAAUGCCAGUUCUCCGUAUUAAGUGCAUUUUGAAAGAGAGGUUCCAGCUAUCACUUGUAACCAUAUAUAUACAUAUAUAUUCUAUCUACAAAGUGUUUAUUUGCAAGAUGUUUUUGACGGUGAGCUUGGGCCCUGCCCGCCUUGUGACCAUCUGUCCCUGGUCCUCGUCCCCGCCCCGGUCCCGGGAGUGGCUCGGGGCGGGCCAUCAACUGUAUGUAUUAAAAAUAACUGUAUCAAAUAAAUGUUUAUUGAUUUUU
Molecule: messenger RNA, 6102 nt
Organism: Budorcas taxicolor (takin)
Lineage: Eukaryota; Metazoa; Chordata; Mammalia; Artiodactyla; Bovidae
Gene: ZNF512B
Product: zinc finger protein 512B
Exons: 17
Coding region: 276-2987 (903 amino acids)
Molecular function (GO): zinc ion binding
Source: RefSeq, a predicted model, not a curated record